GGAUAACUUUUUUGCAUAUUGUGAGGGCCGUGCUGCAUCAGGGGCUGAUUGCAUUCCUUCAGCAAAGUUUGCUUCAGUCUGCGUGAAGAAACACUGCAGGGAUGCCUGGAUUUCCAGCCUUCAUUUUACUGCUGUACCUGUCUGUGAAGCUGUGGUGUUCGGGAGGCAGCGCAGCCGACAGCAUACAGCUGAGACGCCAUAAGAGGGACUGGGUUGUCCCAACACGGAUGCUAAAAGAGAACAUAGACUACAGCAAAAGAGGCUUUGUUGCAAAGAUCAGGUCAGACUGGGAUGAGGAACAGACACUGUACUACUUUCUGCUGGGUCCCGGUGCCAGUGAAAAUCCAAUGCACUUGUUUGUUGUGGAUCUGGAGAGUGGACUGGUAUAUGUCAAAGGAAAGCUGGAUCGAGAGGAGAGGGAGACUUAUAUUCUGACAGGCGUGGCUCGAUUUCAUAAUGGCAGUGUGGCUGAAGGCAGAAUCGACCUGAGGUUUGAUGUAGGGGAUGAGAAUGAUAACCCCCCUGUUUUUGUCCCCAUGCCUCCAGCUACAGUCAAUGAGUCGAGUCCAGCAGGGACUCUAGUUGGCAAGAUCACAGCUACCGAUGCAGACAAGGCAAACUGUUCCCAUUCAAAGAUCACCUACAGCCUUGUGAAGCAGGAGCCCUUUAAUGGCACGGACCUCUUCUACAUUGACAGAAACACGGGGAACAUCUACGUCAAAGAGAACACAUUGGACAGAGAGACACAAAGCUCCUACGUAUUAACGGUUACAGGAAGUGAUAUGGAUGGAGCUCCUGGAGGCCAUACAAGCACUGGGACGAUUGACGUCAUAGUAGUGGACAUCAAUGAUAACAAACCGAUGCUGGAAAAAGACGAGUAUGCAGGGAGCAUUGUGGAGAACACGGCUAAAGUGGAAGUCAUGAGGUUCAAAGUCCUUGAUGCUGAUGAGGAGCCAACCGACAACUGGCGGGCCGUUUUUGAUAUCGUCACUGGAAAUGAAGAUGGGACGUUCAGCAUUCAGACUGAUCCAAAAACCAAUGAGGGUGUCCUGAUGCUUGAAAAGCCUGUUGAUUUUGAAGAAAAUCCAGACAUCAAGCUGGGAGUGGUAGUGACCAAUGUUGACCCAUCUAUGGGAGGUGGAGGUGGAGGCGGCGAUGGUGAAGGUCAAGGAGAGGGAGGAGGAGACGGAGGAGGAGACGGAGGAGGAGAGGGAGAUGGUGAUGGUGGAGGUGAUGGAGAUGGUGGUGGUGGAGGAGAGGGAGGUGGUGGAGGAGAUGGAGAUGGUGGUGGUGGAGGAGAGGGAGGUGGUGGAGGACAGGGAGGUGGUGGAGGAGAUGGAGAUGGAGGUGGUGGAGGAGGUGCAAAUGUUGGAGUUGCAGCAGGAGCAGGUGGUGACAUCACAGCUGGUGGUGGAGCUGGAGCAGAUGUUGGUGUGAACACUGGAGCUGGUGGCUCCGCUAAGACGGUGAAAAGGAAAAAGAAAAAGAGGCUGAGAAAGGGCAAAGUCUACCCGGUGAACAUUGCAGUGCUGAAUGAGCCCGAGGGGGUCGCCUUUAAGCCCCUCGUGAAGCCUGUAUCUGUUUCGGAAAACCCAGAGGGAAAUCCAAUAUCGGAGGUGAUCGCUGUCUUCACGGCCACUGACACUGACACUGGAAAGCCUGCAGAAAAUGUUCGAUAUGCUAAAGGCCAUGAUCCUGACAGCUGGCUGCUGAUCGAUCCAGAGACCGCAGAGAUUCGACUUCAGAAGGCCCCAGACAGAGAGUCUCCUUUCUUGGUUAAUGGAACUUACUAUGCCAAAAUACUGGGUCUAACUCAGGACAUGCCUCCAAAGAUCGUCACAGGAACAAUAGCACUGCAGGUGGGAGAUGUAAACGAUAACUGCCCCACACUAACUAACAAUGUGGAGUACAUCUGCUCAGACACUCAAGUAGUUAAUGUCACAGCGAUGGAUGAAGAUGGAGAUCCAAACUCCGAUCCUUUCAGCUUCAGACUCCUGGAGGAAGAGAGCCAGGGAGAGUGGAGGAUUGAACCUCUGAAUGCCACCAGUGCAUCCCUCAGGGUUUUGAGUCCGCUGUGGCCUGGUCACUACCAGGUUGCCUUCAUGAUCCAGGACAAGCAGGGUCUUGCCUGCACAGACCCCCAGUACCUGGACCUACAUGUGUGCUCCUGUGAUAAGGAAGAGACCUGUAGAGGUUUAGAGGCGCGAGCUGCUUUUCUCAGGACCACAUCUUCUACACUGGGAGGGCUUGGAGUGGGAAUGCUGAUCCUGGGACUUCUGACACUGCUAAUUGUAGCUCUCUUGCUGACGACCUGCUCAUGCGGAGUAUCAGGAAGCUUCUCUGAACUUCCUUUCGAUACCAGUGAACACUUGAUUGUGUAUCAUACAGAGGGCCGAGGAGAGGACAAGGACAUCCCUCUGCUCAGCUCACCAGUCCAGACAUCACCCGCUGCCAUAUCUGCUGCACAGGUCAGAAACGUAGCCUCAAGCCCCAAAGCAAACACAUCACCAUCCUUCAUGACUCUCAAAAUGGGCAGUGCCAACAACACGUACAAGUCCAGCGGUGAGGCAAACACCAGGAUCCAGCACAGCAGCUAUGGAGAAUCCGGGAGGAGCUGGAGAGAAUCCAGGGAGAGCCGGAGAGACGUCUACUCAGCGGAAGAACAGCUGACAUGGCAUGACAGUAUUGAUGACAUUGCCCUCUCUGAUGUGUUCCUGCAUGAUUACUACUCACAGAAGGCGAGUUGUGCUGCAGCGGGGCAAGCAGCAUGGGAUUGUCUUCUGGAGCACAAUUAUGAGGGCUUUGGCUCCCCUGCCGGCUCGGUGAGCUGCGGCAGCAGCAUUUUGGAGUGUGACGAUGACCUGCAGUUUCUUGAUGACCUUGGGCCAAAAUUCAAGAAACUGGCUGAGAUCUGUUCCCCUCCUAGACCUCAGACGCCUCCAAAAAGUAUCACCAUCCCUGAGUUGAAGAAGGCCGACGUCAUUGCUGAGACCAAACCAGACCGUAACCAGAAUGUCAGCAUGGCUCAUUCAUCCAGCGGUGCCCUGGGCUGUAAUAGAGCAUCCAGCAGCCACAUGCAUGAGCACAAAUCUACCAGCGUCAAUGAAGCAGCUUCCAGUAUGCAGAGGCAAACUCUACAUCACACCAGCAGCAUGUCACCUCAUGUCAGUCCUGUUAGCACAGCCAUGCUGCCCUCUCCUGGUCAUAUGCUUCUUUUACAAGAGCAGCCUGUCUUCUAUACCACUACCCAUGUGAUGCAACCAAUGCACUACAUAGUCCAACCACAGCUUCAGAGCAGCUCUGUGCUGCUGGCUGAAGCUCCUGUCACCAACCUGCAGGGCAUGAUUCUGCUCAAUGGGAGCCCUGGAAACAUGGAGCACAUCCUUCACGGGAGAAACACUGCCGGGACUUUAACUCUCGGUCGAACAACAGGCAACGCAGUGUUGGAGGGGAUCCGGGGAGUUGGGAUAUGGCAGAGAUCUGAUGGCUCAGGAGAGGUGAGGAGUGUCAGAAAGGGUGGUCGUAGGAUCAGGUCAGAGGGCGGAGCUGGGACGGAGCUUUGUUCCAGUGGGACGCAGAUGAAUGUUGGAGACGCAGGGCCUGAAGAGGAGCAGCUAGUGUUCACACAGAGGAGAGAAAAGAGAAGAACAAGGUCCACAGCAUCGGGAGGGAAAAGUUUCAUGUCGUAGAAUAUGUUCUGAUAUCAUCAGCACUUCCACACAAGAAAUAUUGUAUGCAACCAUCAGAACCCUUUUAUCAAAAAAAGAAAAAAACAUGCAGAGACUGUUGAACUGUCCUGUAAGGAGAUUUAGUACAUCACAUGUUCUUAUAUUUCUUGGCUCCAGCAUUCUUAUUUGAUAACAACAGAAGCAUUAAGUCUCUCACAGCCAUCUUUGAAUUAAAGGCUGCAGAAAUAGCUAAAACACAAAAAUAAAUCAUUUAGCCCUGGGUCCGAGGGGUGGUGGGUUUAUGAACCUGUGUUAUGACCCGUCUAGGAGAAGCCAAGAAACAACAUGAACAGAGACCCAAACCCCUCACUUCCAAAGAAGCCACGGAGAUCAGUUUAAUUCCUUCAAUC
Labrus mixtus (cuckoo wrasse) is the source of this 4078-nucleotide messenger RNA. Its product is annotated as desmoglein-2.1-like. The record is from RefSeq and is a predicted model, not a curated record. The transcript has 15 exons. Gene Ontology annotation, biological process: homophilic cell-cell adhesion. Lineage: Eukaryota; Metazoa; Chordata; Actinopteri; Labriformes; Labridae. Bases 102 to 3689 code for a protein of 1195 amino acids. Gene Ontology annotation, cellular component: desmosome; plasma membrane. Gene Ontology annotation, molecular function: calcium ion binding.